Messenger RNA from Cajanus cajan (pigeon pea), 1917 nucleotides. Its product is annotated as putative inorganic phosphate transporter 1-3. NCBI's taxonomy places the organism in Eukaryota, Viridiplantae, Streptophyta, Magnoliopsida, Fabales, Fabaceae. The record is from RefSeq and is a predicted model, not a curated record. Gene Ontology annotation, cellular component: membrane. Gene Ontology annotation, molecular function: phosphate transmembrane transporter activity. Gene Ontology annotation, biological process: transmembrane transport; phosphate ion transport.
GGGAAGGGUGAGAUAUUGUGUUAUAUAUAUGUGUAGUUUCACUCAACGCCACAGUGUAUUUCUUCAUACCCAACACUUCCACUUCUAUACUCCUUCAGUCUUUGACAAGUAGGUUUGUUCUCUAUCUCUCUUGGAAGCUUAGUCUCUAGCUUGGUAACAGAACGUAGUAAUGGCUGGACAACUUGGAGUGCUGAAUGCACUUGAUGUGGCCAAGACACAAUGGUACCACUUCACUGCAAUUGUUAUAGCUGGAAUGGGUUUCUUCACUGAUGCCUAUGAUCUUUUCUGCAUUUCCCUUGUCACCAAGCUUUUGGGGAGGAUAUAUUACACACAGCCAGGUGCAGCAAAGCCAGGAACUCUUCCUCCAAGAGUUCAAUCUUCUGUGACAGGUGUGGCACUAUGUGGCACAUUAGCUGGCCAACUAUUCUUUGGUUGGCUUGGUGACAAAAUGGGAAGGAAAAAGGUCUAUGGCUUAACUCUUGUCCUCAUGGUAGUGUGCUCCAUUGCCUCAGGGCUCUCCUUUGGAUCAACUCCAAAGGGUGUCAUGGCAACACUUUGUUUCUUCAGGUUCUGGCUAGGGUUUGGGAUCGGUGGUGACUACCCUCUUUCUGCCACAAUCAUGUCUGAAUACGCCAACAAGAAGACUCGUGGGGCGUUCAUAGCAGCAGUGUUUGCCAUGCAAGGAUUUGGAAUCUUGGCUGGUGGAGUAGUUGCCUUGGUUGUUUCAUAUGCAUAUGACCAAAAGUACAAGGUUCCUACUUAUGAACAAGAUCCAGAAGCAUCCUUGGUGCCUGCAUUUGACUAUGUUUGGAGAAUAGUUUUGAUGUGUGGUGCAGUACCAGCAGCACUCACCUACUACUGGCGCAUGAAAAUGCCAGAGACUGCACGUUACACAGCCCUUGUGGCCAAGAAUGCAAAACAAGCUGCUGCAGACAUGUCCAAGGUGUUACAAGUGGAACUUGAAGCUGAAGAGGAAAAGGUGAAGGAAUUAACAGAGAAUGAGGGCAACAAGUAUGGUUUGUUCAGCAAGGAGUUUGUGAAACGCCAUGGUUUGCAUUUGGUUGGAACCACCACCACUUGGUUCCUUUUGGACAUAGCAUUCUACAGCCAGAACCUUUUCCAAAAGGACAUUUUCAGUGCAAUUGGGUGGAUCCCUAAAGCACAGGAAAUGAAUGCAAUCCAUGAGGUGUAUAAGAUUGCAAGAGCACAAACACUUAUAGCACUGUGCAGCACUGUGCCAGGUUACUGGUUAACAGUGUUGUUUAUUGAUCGCAUGGGCCGUUUUGCUAUCCAGCUGAUGGGGUUCUUCUUCAUGACUGUGUUCAUGUUUGCUUUGGCCAUACCCUAUGAUCAUUGGACUAAGAAAGCAAACAGAAUUGGGUUUGUUGUGAUGUACUCUCUCACUUUUUUCUUUGCCAAUUUUGGUCCAAAUGCCACCACAUUUGUUGUGCCAGCAGAGAUUUUCCCUGCAAGACUAAGGUCUACUUGUCAUGGAAUUUCUGCUGCUGCAGGAAAGGCUGGUGCAAUUGUGGGUGCAUUUGGAUUCCUCUAUGCUGCACAAAGCAAGGACCCUUCCAAGACUGAUGCAGGGUACCCUACAGGUAUUGGGAUCAAGAACUCCCUUAUUAUGCUUGGUGUGAUCAACUUCAUUGGGAUGUUGUUUACCUUGAUGGUUCCAGAAUCAAAGGGAAAAUCAUUGGAGGAGUUGAGUGGGGAGAAUGAUGAAAAUGAUGUUGUGGACACUCACCAUGCAGUGUCUGCUAGAACAGCUCCUGUUUGAUUGAUGUUUGUGUUCAACAAAGUGGUUGUAUUUUUAUUUUUUAUUUUGUUUAUUUAAAAUAGACUCAUGGUGAUUGUACUUUUAUUUGUUAGCUAAAUGUAUUAAGAAUAAAUAAUACACAUCACUUAAUGAUAAUU